This is a messenger RNA of Anopheles maculipalpis, 2820 nucleotides long. It is a transcript of the gene alt, whose product is annotated as ribosome-binding protein 1. Lineage: Eukaryota; Metazoa; Arthropoda; Insecta; Diptera; Culicidae. The transcript has 8 exons. Gene Ontology annotation, cellular component: endoplasmic reticulum membrane. The coding region runs from base 31 to 2820 and encodes 929 amino acids. The record is from RefSeq and is a predicted model, not a curated record.
UCUCUGCGUGCUGCAGCAAACCAUGCAAAAAUGGAUCUGACUACAUUGUCGUUCAUCGUAAUUGUGCUAUUCUUUUCCUUGAUGUCGAUGCUGUUUAUCAGCCGCUUCCUUCCGAAGGGUAAAUCGUUCGAAGAGAUGCUUAAGGAGAAGCGUGAAAUGCGUGAAAAGAUUCUUGGUCUAACGUCACCGACACCGCCAACAAAAUCUAGCAAAGAGUCGGCAAACAAGCGUACCAAGAAGUCUCAUUCCGGUGGUAAUGCAAAUCAAAAUCAGAAAAAUCGCGGUGCUAAGCAACAACAGCAGCAGCAGCAGCAGCACCAGCGAGUCGAAGUGGUAGAGCCGGAAAGUGAUGGCCAUUCGUCCGAGAGUCCGCUCGAGGAGGAAAUCAAUCCAUUGACGUAUGGUUCGAAAAAGCGUACCGGACAGGCUACCAAUCUGACUGUGGAAUAUGCUGAAACUGAAGCAUUUCCUUUGAGCGAAAAUGCUGUUGGAAAUAAGAAAAAAGAUAACAAGCAGCAGCAGGGUGGUAAGAAAAAUAAGCAGAAAUCAGCCGGAGGUAUUCUGGUGAACAAAUCGGAACCAGUUCUGGUGAAGCCAGUUGAAACCGUACCGGAAAUGAACCAUUUUGCUGAAAUUCAUCCGAAAGACGCACUGGAAAUUGCACGCCAACAGAAACAUGAGGAAGAUACCAAGACUGGCAAGAAUCAGGCACCAAAAGAGCAGCGCCAGCAAAAUAAAAACAAAAAAGAUCAUCAAUCCAAGUUGUCCCCUAAGAACAAUAUCCCAGCUAAUACUGCUGAACAGCAGCAGCACCAGCAGCAACAGCAACAUCAUUCCGCCGCACCACACGUUGCUGCUGAACUGAAAAAGCAGACUAACGACAAAUCGAACGCCGCCGCCUCGGCCCAGAAGGACAAAUCGAACAAGAGGAAGAAAAAUGAGCUAAUCACCCAAGAGCUGGCCGUUGAGAUGGCGGAUGCGGCCAACGUUCACUCGCUGGUUAACAUCCUCAAUAAGGCGGAUCUGCCAAGAAAUGAUAUACAAAUUCUGAUCGACUUUCUGCUAAACAAACAGCAGGACACGCUGGCCAAGGAUCCAUCCGAGUGGAACGAUCCGUCCGAUCCGUUGCAAAAGCUCAAGAAGCAGCUGCAGGAAAAGGAAACCGCACUGCUCGAGGAGCAAAAGGCUGCCGCCGGGCUGCACGCCAAGCUAAAGGAGCUGCGCCAGGAGCUCAAUGGUGAAAAAAUGCAAGCCGGUGCCGUGCUGAAGGGAUACGUGGAGGAGCUGAACAACAAGAAGCAGGAGGUACACCAUCUGACACAGGAGCUGGGCUCGAUCAAGGACAAGCUGGCCAACGACAAGCAGGCAAUGUCGAUACAGUUUCAGCAGCUACAGGCGAAGUACAUACAGCUGUCGAAGGAGCACGCCUCGAUGCAAGAUCAUGGCGCAACGAUUGGUCAGCUGAACAACGAUCUGCAGCUACUGCAGCAGGAGCUGAUGGCCAAGAAUCAGCUGUUGAAUGAAAAGCUACAGUCGGAAGAGGAAAUGAUGAAGAAAAAGACUGAGUAUGAAAUUUUGUUACACAACAAUGAUGAGCUCAUGAGACAGCGUGUACAGGAACUAACUGCCUACGAGAACGAUUUGCGUCAGCUGCGGCUGGAGCUGAGCCAGAAAGAUGAACUGACCCAGACCUGCCAACAGCAGAGCUACGAAAUCGAGCAGCUAAAGGCUGAACUGCAGGCAAAACAAAAGCAGGCAGUGGCGGCUGCUUCGGCUGCGGCAGCCGCGGCCCACGCCACCAGUCAGGCGGAUGAAAGUAAUCGCGUAGAGAUGCGCAACCUCCAGAAUGCCUUAGACUCGACGAAAGCGAAACUCGAGGUGUACCGGAACGAGCUGGUCGAGUGCAAGAGCCUGAUGACGGAAUACAAACAGCAGACGAACGAGCUGCAGGCGAAGGAGGAACAGUUGCAGAAGCAGCUCGAGGAGCAACGACAAAAGAAUGAUAAUUUACGAACUAAAAACUGGAAGUUGGUGGAGGCAUUGCAAGAUGCCGAACGCCGACGAGGACAGACGACGACAGCGGCGGCAGCAGCCGGAGGGGAAGCGGCGGGGACAACAAAUUCCGAGAAAGUUGAACAGCAACAAAAGCUGAACAGCAGUAGCGCCGAGAAGGUAGUGGACGUCGGCAAGGUGGUGCUGGAGGAGCAGAACCGAAUGAAGGACCUGCUGGUGAAGCUGCUGCAGCCGACCGGUGUUGUGUCGGCGCUGCCCGUCGAUGCGACCGACUUCCAGAGCUGGCUCGAGGCGACGGUCGGCUGCAUUAAGGAGCAGUACGAGCACCUGCAGCGAACGGCUCACCCCACCAAUAAUAGCAUCCCCACAAACAGCAGUAGUACGAACAGCCACCCAGAGCAAAGCUCUGGCACUGCCAACAGCAACAACAACAACAACAGUGACAGCAGUAGGCUUAACAGUAGCAGCAAUAUAAUCGCUAAUAAUAAUCUUAAUACCACUAACAACGUUAAUAGUAGUUUACACGAAAAUAGCAACGACGGUGGUGAUGCCGUCGUGAUUACGAACAAGAAUGGUGCGAGCGGCGACAGCGGAUCGAUCGAGGACGAUCAGCAAUCGUUAGCACUGCGAUGCGAGCAGCUGCAGCAAACCGUAGAUCAGUAUAAGUUCAUCAUAGCCGAUACGGAAAACAUGCUGAAAAACCUCGAAGCGAAGGUGAUCGAGCAGGACAUCCACUGGCGUACGGUUGUGCAAGCGAAGGAUAAGGAACUCACCCUGCUCAAAUCUGCCGGUGCCGUUGGACAGUAG